Molecule: messenger RNA, 1802 nt
Organism: Seriola aureovittata
Lineage: Eukaryota; Metazoa; Chordata; Actinopteri; Carangiformes; Carangidae
Product: histone H1-like
Exons: 1
Coding region: 452-1180 (242 amino acids)
Biological process (GO): nucleosome assembly
Cellular component (GO): nucleosome
Molecular function (GO): structural constituent of chromatin; DNA binding
Source: RefSeq, a predicted model, not a curated record
CGUGACCAUGAGCCUCAGCCAUCAGCAGUGUGUUUGCUGCUCGGAGAAUAACUUGACUUUAUGACCGACCGAUCAUCAGCAGCUGGUCGCUGUGAGUCUGGAUCUGUGAACACACAUGUGGAGCAGCUGGAAGUCGGGUUUUGGUGGAGCUGUGGUGCAUUUAAGAACAUUUUAGGAGAGAAAUAAGCGGGAAAAGGCCCCGAGCAGCGGCGGCCACCGCGGUGACCGGCUGAGGUUUGGAGGCUCCACAAACAGAAAGCCGAGAGCCUCCGAGCUCCGGACGACUUUAAUACGAAGAGAGCCGAGUCCGCUCCCGGCUCCUCCACUGUCCGCCUCCAGCUCCUCUCCCACGGUGCUUUGCGAGCCUUUUAUCCGCGAGGAGAAAACACAAGUGUCCCGGUGUUCACCCCGACCACAGGAGCCACGGCUGCACUGAGUCUCCACGGUUCUCAUGGUGUGUUCAAGUGCCGCCUCCUGCUCCGAGCUCCCAUCAGUCCGCUCCGAGUACACACGAAGCUCACAGGAAACAAUGGCAGAGGUCGCUCCCGCUCCCGCUCCAGCCGCCGCCCCGGCCAAAGCAGCCAAGAAGAAGGUUUCCAAGCCCAAGAAGGUCGGCCCCAGCCUGGGGGAGCUCAUCGUUAAUGCCGUGGCCGCAUCCAAGGAGCGGAGCGGCGUGUCCGCGGCCGCCCUCAAGAAGGCUCUGGCUGCCGGAGGCUACGACGUGGAGAAGAACAAGGCCCGCGUCAAGACCGCCAUCAAGAGCCUGGUGGCCAAGGGGACUCUGGUCCAGACCAAGGGAACCGGGGCCUCCGGCUCCUUCAAGAUGAACAAGAAGGCUGAACCCAAGGCCAAGAAGCCGGCGGCCAAGAAGGCCGCUCCCAAAGCCAAGAAGCCCGCCGCCAAGAAACCCGCCGCGGCCAAAAAGCCCAAGACCGCGGCCGCCAAGAAGCCGGCAGCUGCUGCUGCUAAAAAGUCCCCCAAGAAGGUCAAGAAACCUGCAGCAGCGGCUAAGAAAGCAGCCAAGAGCCCCAAGAAGGCCACCAAGAGCCCCAAGAAGCCCGCCAAGAAGGCCCCUGUACCCAAGAAAUCCCCCGCCAAGAAGGCCCCUGCGCCCAAAAAGGCCCCCGCCAAGAAGGCCGCCAAACCCAAAGUCAAGAAGGUCGCAGCCAAGAAGAAGUGAGCUGUCCUCCCUCCGACACAUGUUGAUCUUCAUCAAAGGCUCUUUUAAGAGCCACACACCUGUCCACAGAGAGCUGCUUCCUCCUCACUGUCAUCAUCAUCAUCAUCAUCAUCAUCAUCAUCAUCAUCAUCAUCAUCAUCAUCAUCAUCACAAUACACUGUCUGAUAACUACACCACCACCAACACCUUUACUGUGUGUACUUACUAUCACACUGUAAAAAGAACUUUAUUUUGAAAAUCACAGCAGUGUUCAUGAUGGUGAUGAUCCUCAUGUUUCAGACAUGUCCUGUCUGUCUCCCUCACCCUGAACACGCUCUCUGAAGCUAAGCAGGGUCUGGUUAGUACAUGACUGGGAGAGUGUGGGAAUAUCAGCUGCUGUGAGUCUUUUCACAAGAGGAAGCUGCUGCUCCACUACACUGUCACUGUCUCAUCACCAUGUUGAAACAACACUUUACCCUACAGCUCACAUAUUAACACCACAUCCACUAAACACAAUGGUGCUGUUUCUUUGGUCUGAGGCUGAGAUAACUGCGCUCCCUCAUUUCAAUAUAACACAUGGAAAUAUAAAGAGCUGGGAAAUAAAUGUGGUGUUAAGAAAAAAAUUAUUAUUGCACAAUAAAAG